AGGACCGGCGGUAUUUAUUAAGUUAAGUUGCCCACGCUGAACUACUGAUCCCCUCUGCUACACAGAAACACGCACUGCUCCUGACGCGAAUUCUACCUACGAGUGGUAAACAUGUCGUACUACACUGAUACCUGGGAAUAUGAGGACAACAGUACCUACAACAUCUCAGAGGCAUCUGGAGACUUUGACCUGGGAGAUGAGGCAUGUGGGAGUGCGCUCAGCAGUGACUUCAAUAAGAUCUUCAUACCAACAGUUUAUGGAAUAAUAUUCAUUCUGGGAAUCAUUGGCAAUGGAUUAGUCGUUAUUGUCAUGGGCUACCAGAAAAAGGUCAAAACCAUGACGGACAAGUACCGGCUCCAUCUCUCUGUGGCCGACCUCCUGUUCGUCCUCACGCUGCCCUUCUGGGCCGUGGAUGCGACCAGCACCUGGUACUUUGGAGGUUUUGUCUGUGUGUCUGUGCACAUGAUCUACACAGUCAACCUGUACAGCAGUGUAUUGAUCCUGGCCUUCAUCAGUCUGGACAGAUACUUGGCAGUUGUGCGGGCUACAAACAGCCAAGCCAUGAGGAAGAAGCUUGCAAGUAGAGUGAUCUAUUUGGGUGUGUGGCUGCCUGCAGCUGUGCUGACUGUACCGGACCUGGUCUUUGCCAGGGUGCAAAGCAUAAGUUCUUCAAACUACCUCUUCCUAGACGAAAGCAUGGAGGCCGAAGACUCCAGGGCCAUCUGCCAGCGCAUCUACCCCCGCAACACCAGCGACAUUUGGACUGUGGUUUUCCGCUUCCAGCACAUCCUGGUGGGCUUCAUACUGCCCGGUCUGGUCAUCCUUGUCUGCUACUGCAUCAUCAUCAACAAGCUGUCGCAGGGCUCCAAGGGCCAGGCACUGAAGAAGAAAGCUCUGAAGACCACGGUCAUCCUCAUCCUGUGUUUUUUCACCUGUUGGCUGCCCUACUGUGUUGGCAUCUUCUUGGACAACCUCAUAAUGCUCAAUGUGGUCUCUCGCUCUUGUGAAUUGCAACAAGCUGUGGAGAAGUGGAUUUCUAUCACAGAGGCGCUGGCCUAUUUUCACUGCUGCCUAAACCCCAUCCUCUAUGCUUUCCUGGGAGUUAAGUUUAAGAAAUCAGCCAGGAGUGCACUGACAGCCGGCAGCAGAUCAAGUCAGAAAGUGACUCUUAUGACAAAAAAGCGAGGGCCAAUUUCAUCUGUGUCAACCGAGUCUGAGUCCUCAAGUGUUUUGUCAAGUUAACAAAUAGUCAACCCCAGAGUCUGUGACUUGAUCCUCUCAGGAGAGAAAAACUAAGCUUCAAUUUCAAAGAACUUACUACAUUUUGUACAGAUGUUAAAAAAGAGUUUUUAUACACUUUAAUUUGUUUGCCUUGUUUACUGCAAUUGUGUGUCCUGUGAGGGUAUUUACUGCAAAUUUUCAUUUUUUAUGUUCCUCAAAGCAGAUUGUGUCCUUUGGCAGUGCCUCAUUUCCAUUCAUUAAUCAAGGUCUAUUUUCCCUGUUUUCCUCUUUACUAUUUUUGUUGCUGUAUCAGAGUUCACGCCUACAGUGUCCUCUUCUGUUUUCAGGAAUGGUAGCUGUUAUUGGAAAUUGUACAUAGUUUGUAGCAUUUGUGUGUUCGCACUUAAGUUGUGUGAUUAUCUGAAAGCUAUUAUUUAUUGCUGUCAUUCACACUGGAAGUUUUGUAAAAGAAAAACUGCAUGCUGCUUUUUUUUACCAUGUGACGUGUGUUUUUUGAUGUAAAAAUAAAAAAUUCAGUGCUUUCCCAUCA
Molecule: messenger RNA, 1771 nt
Organism: Micropterus dolomieu (smallmouth bass)
Lineage: Eukaryota; Metazoa; Chordata; Actinopteri; Centrarchiformes; Centrarchidae
Product: C-X-C chemokine receptor type 4-like
Exons: 2
Coding region: 112-1242 (376 amino acids)
Biological process (GO): immune response; G protein-coupled receptor signaling pathway; brain development
Cellular component (GO): membrane
Molecular function (GO): chemokine receptor activity
Source: RefSeq, a predicted model, not a curated record